CUGCCAAACCCCUCUAAAUACGACGCCGUCUUCGGCCGUUUACCGCGCUGACCCCCUCGAAUCACGGUGAGCCAAAGACGGCGAAACAUCGAAGACUCCGAAUCUCAAAUCGAACUACACUCUGAAUUGUCGUCUUCUUCUUCUUCUUCUUCUUCUUCUUUAUCCCUCUGAAAUAAUCGACUUCCGCCGGGUUUGUAGGUUCCCUGCUCCGUCAGAGAAAGCAGCGUCGUCGGAACCCGAUGUCGUCGUCGUCGCCGUUCGCCGACACCACCACCACCGCGCGGCUCAUGCCACGCGGGGGCCAGUCCUUCUUCGCCACGCGCCGCCCCUGGUCCCAGUUCCUCAGCCUCCCUUCCCUCUCCCUCCCCCUCUCCCUCGGCGAGGCCGGCGCCCGGAUCCGGCGCAACCUCUCCUACUUCCGCGUCAACUACGCCAUGAUCGCCCUGGCCAUCCUCUUCCUCAGCCUCCUCUGGCACCCGAUCUCCAUGAUCGUCUUCAUCGUCGUCUUCGUCGCCUGGUUCUACCUCUACUUCUUCAGGGACGAGCCGCUGGUCCUGCUCGGCCGGCAGGUCGACGACCGCGUGGUGCUGGGGUUGCUCGGGGUGGUCACGGUCGUGGCCCUGGUCCUGACCAGCGUGUGGUUGAACGUGCUGGUCUCCUUCCUGAUUGGGGCUUUCCUGGUGGCCGUGCACGCCACGUUCCGGGGCACGGAGGACCAGUAUUUGGACGAGCAAGAGGCCGGCGAGGGCGGGUUGCGGUCGUUCGUGGGAAGCCCCACGCGUGUUGGAUACACCAGCAUUUAAGUGUAUUCGGUGCGCAAUUCCUGUAAUUGGUUAGCCAUGCCACGAGAUUGGAUUUUCCCGGAGUUGAAUGUGUCGGUCUUGAGGUGAAUUAACGACGACUCGGGUGUUGCUGCAGAGGUUCAAUUGGAUGGCAUCGUCAGUGGAUACUGGGUAGUGAGUACUGCUGGUCCCAUUCUUCUUUUUAGUUGGCAAUCGUUUGUAUAAUGGGCAGUGUAGAUUGACCUGCUACUACUUGAGAUAAAGAUUACAAUGAACUGCACCUUUGCUUCCAUUCCAUCGUGUUCUUCCUUUCGCCUGAAUCGCUGGACUUUCUCCUACUCUGCAUAUGAUAAUAAGCUGCGGUCUUUGAUUGUCAUGUGUUG
Molecule: messenger RNA, 1165 nt
Organism: Rhodamnia argentea
Lineage: Eukaryota; Viridiplantae; Streptophyta; Magnoliopsida; Myrtales; Myrtaceae
Product: PRA1 family protein E-like
Exons: 1
Coding region: 240-803 (187 amino acids)
Biological process (GO): vesicle-mediated transport
Cellular component (GO): Golgi apparatus; endoplasmic reticulum
Source: RefSeq, a predicted model, not a curated record